CUUUAUAGUAUAAAGUUAGAAUUUUUCUGCACCACAAAACUAUACAAUUUCAUAUGGUGGCAACUGGCAAGCUUACCAGAGCUUUGCUGUAGUAGCUCCACCUCUACCUCCACCUGAAGAUCACCCGGCCGGGCACCGAUGGAAAAGACGGCGGCGACCGCCUUCACCAACUGCGUCGUGGGGAAGCUCCUGAAGGUGCUCGAGACGAAGUACACGAUGAUCAAGGACCUCAGCGACGACAGCGCCUCCUUGCAGCAAGACCUCCUCCUCCUCGCGGCGCACAUGGACGACCAGCUCCGGCGGCCGCCGUCGUCGUCGUCGGCGGCGGCGGCGGCGGACGAGAGCCCCACCGCCGUGCUGAGGGCGUACACCAACCUCAUGCGCGAGCUGACGCACGACAUGGAGGACUCCAUCGAGCGGUUCCUCCACCGCGUCACGCUCGUCGACGACGGCGCGUCCUGGCCCCGCCGCGCCGCGCACUGGGCGAGGACGCUCCGCACCCGCCUCCGGUUCGCCGCCGAGAUCAAGCAGCUGAAGCGGCGGCUCACCGAGGCGCACGAGCGCCUGCAGAGAACCCCAUCGCCACUGCCCCGGCCUCACCCCAUCGCCACUGCCCCGGCCCCACCGCCGCAGCCUCAAGUGGAGCUGAACCCGGUGGGCAUGGAGGGGCCCAUCGAGCGCCUCGCCGGGAUGCUAGACGAGCACGGCGGCGGGCCGCAGCAGCUGCGGGUGAUCGCCGUCGUCGGGUUCCGCGGGUCGGGGAAGACCACCCUCGCACGAGCGGUGUACAGUCGGGCCGCCCGCCAGCGCCAGUUCCGCCAGCACGAAUGGGUCGACGCCUCCAAGUCGACGGACGUCCUCGCCGACGUGGUCCGGAGAGUGUGCCCGGGGAAAGACGAUGCUAGGGAAUCUCACGAGGAGAAUCUUCGAAACCAUCUCAAGAAAGCGGGCCGGUAUCUAAUUGUUCUUGACGACAUAAACAUGGAGCAGUGGGAUGCCAUAGAAUCAGUGUUCGAAAACAAUGGCAGAGGCAGCAGGGUGAUCGUCACCACGGCCAUCUUGUCCGUCGCCAACCGGUGCACCGCCUGCAAGUCCGGACCCAACGGCGCGUGCGUCCGCCGCCAUGGCUGGGUCUACAGGAUGCAGAGUCUCGGAGAAGCGCACGCCAAGGAGCUCGCCCUCGGAGGCGGCGCCGCCGAGCGGCCGCCGGAGCUGGAGCACGGCUCGGCCACGCUCAUGGCGAAGUGCGACGGCUUCCCGCUCGCCCUCGUAAGCGUCGCCAACCACCUGCGCUGCCAUGACAAUCCCACGGGGCGGCACUGCGCCGACCUCUGCCACCUCCUGGGCUCCCUCCUGCUCGACGAGCGCAACGUGGAGCUGCUCGCCGGGAUGGCCACCGCGGCCGACAACUUCGCCAGGCUCCGCCGCGUGCUGAUGGACAGCUACGCCGCGCUCCCGGACUACGCCGCCAGGACGUGCCUGCUGUACCUGGCCGUCUUCCCCAGCGGCCGUCGCUUCAAGAGGAGCGUGCUCGUACGGCGGUGGCUCGCCGAAGGGUACGCGCGCGGCGGCGAGGACGUCCUGGGCAACAGCACCGACGUGAACGUCGCCGACGGCCACUUCGGGUCCUUCCUCGACCAGAGCAUCAUCUUCGUCCAUCCUGCCGACGACGACACGGCCGGAGAGGGAGACGACGACCACGAUGGCGGCGACCACCAGGCGGCGGCGGCGGCGCGGACAAAAUGCAGGACUCACGGCAUCGUGCACGAGUUCGUCCUGCACAAGUCCAUGGCCGAGAACUUCAUCCUCUCCUCCCGCGCUCCGACGCGCAAGAGCGUCCGCCACCUCUCCAUCCACGGCGGGAACACGACGACGACGCUGAGCACGACGGACCUGUCUCGCGUCCGGUCACUGACAGUCUUCGGCGACGGCGGCGACGCCGUCUCGAGCCUCCGGAAGUGCAAGAUCCUCAGAGUCCUCGACCUCGAGCAGUGCACCACCGCUCUGAGCGACAAUCACCUCGCCGACAUCUGCAAGCUCUGGAACCUAAGAUACCUAAGCCUCGGGAGCAGCAGCGGCAUCACCAUGCUCCCGGACAAGAUCCGAAGGCUCAAGCUCCUCGAGACGAUCCAUGUCAGCAAGAACAAGGUCACCGAGCUGCCAGUACAAGUCAUCGGGCUGCCAUGCCUAGCCCACCUGGUCGGAAAGUUCAAGCUUCUUCUCCCAGAUCACCAUGCGAGGAUGACGACAGCAGUGAAUAUCAGCAGCGAGCUCCUCGAGCUCGCGAAGAAGAGCAAGCUCGAGACGCUCACCGGCUUCGUCGCCGACGAGAACGAGCAGGCGUUCCCGAGGCUGAUGAGCAACAUGCGGAAGCUGAGCAAGGUCAAGAUAUGGUGCGAGUUCACGGAACCACAAGGCGGCGGCAGCAAUGUCUCGACGCCGGCGGCGGCGACAACCGACCACCUCGCGGAUGCUAUCCGGAGCUACAUCGAGGCGCCCAAGGUUGAAGAGACCGACGCCCGGUCGCUGUCCAUCGACACGGCGCAGUGCUCGAAGCGGCUCAUCCGUUCGUGCCAUGGAGAGAGCAAGUUCUUGCACUCCCUCAAGCCCCCAUGCCGCAGCUACCUCACCUCGCUGAAGCUCCACGGCGACCUGUUCCGGCUGCACGGCCUCAUCUCCAUGCUCAACAACCUCAACGACCUCUGCCUCUCGUCGACGACGACGACGCUGACCCGGGACCUCGCGUCAGCCAUCGGCGGGCUGCCGCUGCUGCUCGGCCUCAAGCUGAUCGCGCAUCGCAUCGAGCCCUUGGAGAUAAAACGCGACCAGUUCCGCAGCCUGAAGCACCUGCUCCUCGCCGUGCAGCACCCGGUGCUGCCGGAGAUCGAGCAGGGCGCGCUGCGGCAGCUCGUCACACUCGGGCUGCUCUGCGAGCGCCUCUCCGGCAUGGUGCAGAUCAGGCACCUCGAGCGCCUCAGGGAGGUGGGCCUCGACGCCCGCGUGGGCGAGGCGACGCGGCGGGAGUGGGAGGCGGAGGCCAGGAGGCACCCGAACCUGCCCACCGUCUUGCUGCUCAGGAACACGUACAGCGUUGUGCUGUCUGACGAAACUGACGGAAGGGAUGUUGAUGGUGCUCAGAAUGGUGGCGAUGAGGCUGCUGGGAUUGCAGCUGCUCCUGAGAGAUCUUCACCUGAUGCUGCUGCUGCUGCUGUGGAGGGAUCAGAGAGCAGCAGCGUUGUGCAGGUGGGAUCAGCAGGCAGUGCGUUCCAGUUGAGUGGUGGUGAGUCUGGUGACCUGACCAAGCCUACUCUGAAUAAUUCAGUCGCUGUAGUAGAGGAGACGGCGCCUGAUGCUCAAGAGGUCUCCAGCAGUGUGAAAUUCACAAAGUCAUAUUAUGAAGACUGCUGCCCCUGCUGAGGACCGUGACUAGCACAUCUAAAUGCUGCUAAGGAUAUUGCCGUUUGGUGACAUGACUGAAUGCUAGCUUCUAGCUGUGUCUUCAGGAUCGAUAAAUCAGGCUAUAAGCCAACGUGGAAAAUAGAAAUAAAUAAAUAAAUAAUAAGAAGUAUUGGCUUUUUUAUGUACUC
Messenger RNA from Oryza brachyantha (malo sina), 3587 nucleotides. Its product is annotated as disease resistance protein RGA4-like. The record is from RefSeq and is a predicted model, not a curated record. Gene Ontology annotation, biological process: defense response to other organism. Gene Ontology annotation, molecular function: ADP binding. NCBI's taxonomy places the organism in Eukaryota, Viridiplantae, Streptophyta, Magnoliopsida, Poales, Poaceae. The transcript has 3 exons. Bases 139 to 3417 code for a protein of 1092 amino acids.